CGUGUUAUUAAAAUGCAUAUAUAAAAGUGGCACGAAUCCAACGUAGUAUAUUUUGUAUAUUAAUUAUCCUAUUUUUUAACUUUUGUAGGUCGACAAAAAUUGACAAUUUAGAGGUACUGAAUAUUCAUCCCACAGCAGUAAAUCCAAAUUUUAUCAAAGAAGAGCAUAAAUAUGAAGACGCACUUUUCUAUGUAUAUUAUCCCGUCUAUACUUUUCGAAUAUCAAUGAUUGUUUAUACCAAUGAAAUUAUUUGGAAUUGGAAUCAGAAUGCAAAUAAAAAUUUUUGUUGCAUAAUAGUUAACUACCGUUAUAAAAACACAGAUGCAUUAUUCACUAAUCUCGUUCUUGUUUCUAGGAAUGAUUAUCAUGGACAAAAUGUGUCUAAAUGCCCAGAAUUGGAAGCCGAAUUUCCAUCCUGUUAUAGUCGUUUAAAGACUGCCCAUGAACGUAUUGAGAGAAUGAUGCAAGAAGAACAGAGACGUUUAGACGAAUUUUCCCAAAUACUAGAUAGCUUUUUAGGAACAGAUGGCCAAACAACACAAACAGUUACAGAAUGGUCCCAGUCAGAAACAGAGGUUUCAACCUCAGAAGAACAACAAACAUCAGAAGUUUCAAAUCUUGACACAGAGGUUUCAACGCCAGUUGAUCAACAAACAUCAGAAGUAUCAAAUUCUGAGGAAGAGUUUCCAUCUAUUGUUGGAAAUUCAUCCGAAAUUCAAAGUGUAAUAUAUCCUUAA
Theileria parva strain Muguga is the source of this 737-nucleotide messenger RNA. RefSeq lists its product as uncharacterized. The transcript has a single exon. The coding region runs from base 225 to 737 and encodes 170 amino acids. NCBI's taxonomy places the organism in Eukaryota, Apicomplexa, Aconoidasida, Piroplasmida, Theileriidae. The record is from RefSeq and is a predicted model, not a curated record.